CCUCAGAGCAAGAUCUUCUUCCAAAGCAUGGUCAGGUAUGGCGGGCGGCGUCAGUGAGCUGCAGGUGAAGCCAUGGCGAGGGUGUCGCGGCCACCAGUGCGUCCCCACCUGAGGGGCCUCCUCCUCUUCUUCCUCCUCCUCCUGGAGGAUGUGAUUUCUCCAGGCGAGGCGGCGGCGGUGCUGGGGCUGGGAUGGGAAGGAGGUUACGGCACGGUAUGUGGAAGGGUCACCGGAAACGACACCGUGAAUCAGGAGGCGAACACGACCACGACCACCACGACCACCUCAGCGGGCGUGUGUAUGUUGGUGAAACCUGAGGCGAUAUAUAUGAGAAAGAGAAUCCGUUUGUUCUACCUCUCCUUCAGUAAUGCUUAUGUGGAGGCAGGUAUUGACGACUCCUUCGCAUUCUUUGUGGGGAAUCACACCGAAAGGACUAAGCUGAACGAUACGCUGACCGCAGAGGCGUGGAACAGUGUGUGUGUGGGCGUGUCCGUCACCCAAGCCACGCCCGCAACGGAGGAUGAGCGAGAUUCAUGGAGGUAUAAGGUGUGGGCGUCCCUGCACGGCCGCCGCCAUGACACCCCUGCCGGCGGCUUGAUGAAUGAGUGGAAGGGGUGGCAGGACGGCGUGGAUGUGUGCUUCGAUAACUUCUUUAUUGGCAUGGUCACCGGGCUCACCCUGCUGCCGGGGGUGGAGGUGGAGGAGGUGGAGGAAGGGGGCAGCAAGCGAAUUCCUGCUAACUGUUCUGCUUUAGUGGCCCAGAAUGUCCUUACUCACCCCCUGGACGACUCUUGGUCUAUCUAUGGCCAGUCUCUGACCGUGGAGGGGGAGCUGCCGGAGGACCCCUGCUUGAGGACACCCCCCCGGACAGUGAGACUCCAGGGGCCCGGACGCUACCAGGCAUUCCUACGGUUGUGUCAAAGCCUUGGAGGAGACCUUCCGACGGAGGCGGCGGUGACUGAUGGUAUAGUGGAGGCGCAUAACUGCUCCACAGGGAAGUAUUUGACCUGGGCGAGUAGUAGUGAAGUAAUGGAUGUUGGCCCCGCUGCCCUCUGCCCCGUGCUGCUGGGGGGUGGCGGGGCAGGGGAGCUGUCGUGCCUCAGUGAGCUGGACUGCGCACUCUGCCUGGUUCCUGAAGGCCUGACGUACACCCUCUUCGGACGCAUCACAGACUUUGACCGCCACUACACCUUCAGGACGCUACCGGACGGGACAUUUUACUUCCAAGGGAAGAUGACGAGCGCCAUCUACCAGGGAGAGUUGGGGUGGACGCUGAGGUCAAAACUACACAGCGAAGAGUUCCACCAGAGGUCGUGGGUGAUGGGCCGCCGCCGCUGGCACCGCACAAGUCUGGAUGACCUCACAGACACUCUCACAGACAAUUCUAAUGACUCUGGUACAGACACUACCUCAGAGCUCCUCACCUUCACAGUCUGUAAUGCCCUCUAUUUCUCCUCUGACAACGACGUGUGUCUGUUUCGCAGAGGAAAGUGCGACUCAUGGACAGACGCCCCAGGCAGGAGCAAUCAUAGGCACUGCAGCGCCUCAGCAAUAGCUGAAAACUACAUUACACGAUACCAACGGAGCAAUGUUUCCUACGAGGUGGAAGUUAUAACGAUUGACAAGAUAACCACUGUGGAAGGGAAGGCCAGCGUGGAGCUCAAGAUAACCUUUAAGUGGCAAGAUUUACGUAUUGGACUUACCAAUUUCAAGGAAAAAGGACAUUUCCCGUGUGAGGAGGUCUGGACGCCUUCCUUUACUAUGUUUGCGGGGUACACCAAUGGACCAUCCAUUCACCCUCGCCGCAACAGCAGUUACUGUUCUCUCAACUCAUUUGAUGGCACGGUGGAGAUGCAUCUUGAAGAUCCUCUGAUGGGCAUAACGCUCACCAGGCCAAACAUCACGCAAGUGCUGAGCCUUGAAGUGGAGUUCCCGUGUCAGUUGCGGCUGUCCAGAUACCCAUUCGGCAGGUACAUGUGUAACCUUACCUUUUCACCAGCUGGAGGACCAUGGAGAAUUCCCGCGGACGGAAGUUGCCAGGAUAUAAAAUACCAAAAUGACAAGGACCUUCUUGAUUUCUGUCUCGAGAAGAUAUCGAUCCAGGAACAUUACUUGAAUUUCCAUAAAAUGAUAACCUUUGUCCUUCAUUUAGCGGCACAGCCUGAUUACCAUAUCACAAAUAGCUUCUUUCCAAGCUCCCUCAUAUUUCUCAUCUGUUACUUGUCUCUUUUCUUCCCCCUCGAGUGUUUCAACGAGAGAAUAAUGGUUACGCUGACCGCCCUCCUUGUCCUCGUUACUCUCUUCUCUCAGGCGAUGAACACUAACGUCAGAACCCCGUACUAUAAGUUAAUUGACGUGUGGUAUGUCGUCUUGAUCUUCCUCUCCUUUGCUGUUGUGGUUGCCAUUGCGCUUGUCAAUUCUCUUAGGCUUUCGAAGGUGGACACAGAGACAAUCCUGAAGAAAAAAUUGUUGGCGGCCAAACGAUGCAACACUGCCUCCAAGGUGUUGCUCGCCGCCUGUUUUGUGGCCCUGAUCGUGACGUUUGUCUUGUUCAGCCAAGAUAUCCUGUAGGUGUGUGUGUGUGUGUGUGUGUGUGUGUGUGUGUGUGUUAACAUAUAGUUGUGGUAUACGGGAGGAGCCACGCUCGUAUUGUCUCGUCUCUGUAUGUACUCUACUAUAAUCCAACUUGGCCUUGAAAUCAUAAAUGGUCUUUGCAUGGACAUCCUUUUCCAGGCCGUUCCAGCUAUCCACCACUCUUUGUAGAAAGCUAUUCUUCUUCAUGGUUCUUCUACAGGCUUCCUUUUUCACUUUCCUUCCAUGACCUCUUGAUUCUCUUGUAGGCCUAUCCCAUAUUAUUAGAUCUUUUUAGUCCACUUUUUCCAUCCAGAGACCCUGCCCUUAUGCAAGAGUUAACCAGCAACUUGACUCUUUCGCCCCUCACACUGGUAAACUCUGGAACAAUCUUCCUUCAUAUGUGUUUCCUCGUGCCUACGACGUGAACUCUUUCAAGAGGAAAGUAUCAGCAUACUUCUCCUCCUGAAAUUGACCUCUCUUUUGGCCGCUCCUCUUAACUCUGUUUAUAGAAGCAGUGAUUUGCGGGCUUUUUUUUUUUUUUUUUUUUUUUUUUUUUGCCCUUGAGCUGUUUCCUUUGCUGUAAAAGAAAAGAAAAAAAACUCAGUACCCUGUAUACUUACCUCAACCAGAUCUCCCCUCUCCCUCCUCUGUUCCAAUGUCAGUAUAGGUUCAGCUGCUUCAGUCUCUCUUCGUAUGUUAAGUCUUAGUCCAGGAAUCCUCUCUCCUUAUAUUAUUUGUCAUUAUACUCGGUGACCAUACUGUUGCUGCGUACUCCAACCUUGGACGUAUUAUGGUUACACUCAGUUUCUUCAUCAUUUCCUCAUCCAGAUAUUGAAAAACAACUUUUAUGUUUCUCACAAGGCUGUAGGCCUAUGUCACACUUACAGCUAUGUUUGUGUGUUUCUCUGGCGACAAAAUUAUCCGAUACAGUUACUCCCAAGGCUUUUUCCAUUGAUGUUUUCUUAAUGCUCUUAUUUCCUAAUGUAUAAUUCCAUGAAAUUUUCCUUUUGCUUUUGCCAAAUUCCAAAUUCCAUCACACUGCACUUUCUGGUGUUAAAUUCCAUUUUCCAUCUACGACUCCACUCCCAAAUCUUAUCCAGGUCUUGUUGGAGUGCUUGUUACUCCUAUUCACUUCCACUCCCCCUCAGCAACUGAACAUCAGCAGCAAACUCAUAUAGCUGUUCACUCCCUUCAGUGGAGGCAUCUUUUUCUCGUUCGAUCUCAUUAAUAAUUUUGAGAAUCGAUUCACAUUUAGUCAGAGCUGGGCGCGUUACUGGAUAUCGGGUAGUCCGGUACCGCUCCUCCGCACCUCGAAACACAUAUAGUCCGUACCUGUACUUCCGCGCCUAAAAUUUUUUCACUCGUUCCGGUACCGCACCUCCGCACCUCCGGUACCGUACCCAAAACUAUUAAAGCGCGCCUGAAAAAUCUAGUCCGUACCUUAAAAAAAAGAAAUACAAGGCAAUACUGCAGCAGCAUUAUUAUUAUCAUUAUUAUUAUUAUUAUUAUUGUGACCGUUUCUUUCAUUCCCAGUUUUGUACAAUAUGGCAACAGGACACGUGUGUCUCGACGUAAGGAAACCAACACCUUGGGUUCUUGCUAUCCGUGCACGUGGUGUUGUCAUUGAUGACGCACUUCCUUUAAGACGGACGACAAACGGUAUAUUUUGAACCGGGCCGUAAAUCUGAAUGAGUGACGUCACUCAAGUGGCGGGAAAGCAUGCCCUGCAGCACAGACCGCGUAAACGACCGGAAGUAUUACUGCAGAGCGCGGACUGUUUGUCGUUUUCAUUUUUUUUAUCCUUGAAAACCUCAGGUGCGGAGGUACGGACUUAAAAUACUGCCGUUCCGCACCUGUUACUUCCGCACUUUUGAAAAACUUUCCGCACUUCGGACCUCCGCACCUCGUUUAAAGGUCCGCAGGUCCGGAGGAGCGGAGGUGCGGACAGAGGUACGGAAGUGCCCAGCUCUGCAUUUAGUCAUGCGAUAAAUCGGUGUAUUGCAGUGCUGUGUUUAGUACACUGUAGUGUGAGCGAUAAUAAAUGCAUUUCCAAUGUUAAUCAGUUUCUACUCCUUUCUUGCUUGU
Molecule: messenger RNA, 4659 nt
Organism: Eriocheir sinensis (Chinese mitten crab)
Lineage: Eukaryota; Metazoa; Arthropoda; Malacostraca; Decapoda; Varunidae
Exons: 5
Coding region: 73-2571 (832 amino acids)
Biological process (GO): nervous system process; chemical synaptic transmission; regulation of membrane potential
Cellular component (GO): membrane; neuron projection; synapse
Molecular function (GO): transmembrane signaling receptor activity; extracellular ligand-gated monoatomic ion channel activity; neurotransmitter receptor activity
Source: RefSeq, a predicted model, not a curated record